AUGCAUUCUUAUAAUCAAACAUUAUUAUUUUUACGCCUUCUCUUUUGUGUAAUUAUUUUAUCAAAAGUUAUAUCAGGAGAAAGUUAUGAUAAUUUUAAUGAAGAUGACGAAACACCUUUUUCUGUAUCUAUCAAGCAUGUUAGAAGUCUUGGAGCACGUGAAUUAUUUGGAAAAAGAUCAAAUCAAAUUGGUUCUUCUUCAUAUAUUUUUGGAAGACAUAGCAGAAGAGGAAGAGAACUUUUUGGAAAAAGAAGUUCUCCACUAACUGGUUAUUUGGGUAUCCCAGAUGAUCAAGUUAUAAAUGGAUUUUAUAAUAAAAGAACAAGAGCUAGAGAAUUACUUGGUAAAAGAAGUGAAAUUAUUAAUGAUAAUAAUUUUAAUGAUGAUUUAUUACAAAAUGAUAAAAGAAGAGCACGAGAAUUAUUAGGUAAACGUAGUUAUAUGGAUUUAUUUCAAAUUGCACCUGGAUAUUUUGAUUCAUCAGAGGAAAUUUUAAAUAUGAAGCCGCAAUUUGAAAAUUUAUAUGAAGUAAAAAGAGGCCGAACAAGAGAAUUAUUUGGAAGAUAA
Strongyloides ratti is the source of this 567-nucleotide messenger RNA. RefSeq lists its product as hypothetical. The coding region runs from base 1 to 567 and encodes 188 amino acids. NCBI's taxonomy places the organism in Eukaryota, Metazoa, Nematoda, Chromadorea, Rhabditida, Strongyloididae. The transcript is spliced from 2 exons. The record is from RefSeq and is a predicted model, not a curated record.